GGGGUGGGAGGAGGCCGGCAGUCUCUAUAUCCGUCUCUCCGAGGGGAGGAAAGAAAGAAGUGUGGGGAGGGGGUGGGGGUGUUUUCCUUCAGCACUGUUGUUUAAUAUGAGGGUCCGGGGAUCCUGGAAACUGGCGAGGUGAUGUGUUUCGGGCGGGGGGCGGCGGCAGCGCUCCUGCUGCUGCCGCCGUCUUUGGAACCGCUGGAGAAGGAAGACAAGGAAGAGGCGGGGGCUGCGAUCGAAGAUAUCUGCUGCCCGGCGGGCCCGGGCUCGGCGGCGACGGAUGCCGCGGAGGGACGUGCGGCUGCCCGGUAUAGCUGCUAUUUUCUGGACGACGGCUGCCUUCGGGAAGACGGUGAGGACCGCCGAUCGCGGAGGCUGAACCACAGAGCGGCGACGAUCUGGAGAAGUCACGGCAGCCUUGAAAUGUAUUCCCCUUUCCCUCCCCGCCAGCGGCCAUGUUAACCACCAGGAAACCGUCUGCCAGUGUCGCUGGUGCUAGUGCCGGUGGGGCCGCCUCGGCUGCUGCUUGCCCAGCCGGGAGCAGGGGAGGAGGAGGAGAAAGUAGCCACCCGUUCCAGUCUUCCCCGGGGAUCGGGGCUGGAGGGACUUCCCGGACGGGCGCUGGGACCGGACUGCCGUCCCCGAUCGCUUUGCCGCCGCUGAAGCCCAGCAGCGCAGCCCACACGGUUGGUGGAAAUAAGCACACCAUGAAUGAGCAUCUACAUGUUACCAGUCAUGGGCAGGUCCAACAGCUCUUUGAAGAUAAUAGCAACAAAAGGACAGUUCUAUCCACACAACCAAAUGGGCUUGCAACAGUAGCAAAAUCAGGGCUGCCAGUGGUACAAGAUAGACAGCUCGAGAGCUGUCAUAGGCGUCAGGGGAGCUCCAACUCCGUGAAAUCUACUGAAGGACCAGGAAAGACAAAAGCUACUCUCAUGACUCCUGAGCAAGCAACGAAGCAAUACGUGCACAAGCUAACAGCCUUUGAGCAUCAUGAGAUCUUCAGUUACCCUGAAAUAUAUUUCUUGGGUCCAAAUGCAAAGAAAAGGCAAGGUGUCAUUAGUGGUCCAAACAACUGUGGAUAUGAUGAUGACCAGGGAUCUUAUGUGCAAAUACCCCAUGAUCAUAUAGCAUACAGAUAUGAAGUUCUUAAAGUUAUAGGAAAAGGAAGUUUUGGACAAGUGGUAAAGGCAUAUGAUCACAAGAUGAAUCAACAUAUUGCUCUGAAGAUGGUGAGAAAUGAGAAGCGUUUUCACCGCCAAGCUGCAGAAGAGAUUAAAAUUCUGGAGCACCUUAAAAAACAGGACAAAGAUAAUAACAUGAAUGUUAUACACAUGCUGGAGAACUUCACAUUCCGCAACCAUAUAUGUAUGACAUUUGAGUUGCUGAGCAUGAACCUUUAUGAGCUCAUUAAGAAAAAUAAAUUUCAGGGCUUUAGCCUGCUUUUGGUUCGUAAAUUUGCCCACUCCAUUUUGCAGUGCUUGGAUGCUUUGCACAAAAACAGAAUAAUUCACUGUGACCUUAAACCAGAAAACAUUCUGUUAAAACAACAGGGUAGGAGUGGUAUUAAAGUGAUUGAUUUUGGCUCUAGCUGUUACGAGCACCAGCGCGUCUAUACAUAUAUCCAGUCGCGUUUUUACCGUGCUCCUGAAGUCAUCCUUGGUGCUCGAUAUGGGAUGCCAAUAGACAUGUGGAGCCUGGGCUGCAUUCUUGCUGAACUCUUAACAGGAUACCCUCUCUUACCAGGAGAAGAUGAAGGAGAUCAGCUGGCUUGUAUGAUAGAACUCUUGGGCAUGCCUUCCCAGAAACUACUGGAUUCAUCAAAAAGAGCAAAAAAUUUUGUGAGCUCCAAGGGUUACCCCCGAUAUUGUUCCAUUACUACCUUGUCAGAUGGUUCUGUUGUGCUUAACGGUGGCCGCUCCAGGCGGGGCAAAUUGCGUGGUCCCCCAGAGAGCAGAGAAUGGGGGAAUGCAUUGAAAGGAUGUGAUGAUCCGCUCUUCCUUGACUUCUUGAAACAAUGUUUAGAGUGGGAUCCAAUGCUGCGUAUGACACCCAGUCAGGCUUUACGGCAUCCCUGGCUCAGGAGACGUUUGCCAAAGCCGCCAACUGGGGAGAAGCCAUCAGCAAAGAGAAUAACAGAAAGCACUGGUGCUAUCACAUCCAUUUCCAAGUUACCUCCAACUUCAAACUCAGCUUCAAAACUGAGGACUAAUUUGGCACAGAUGACGGAUGCCAAUGGGAAUAUUCAGCAGAGAACAGUGUUGCCAAAGCUUGUGAGCUGAGGUUUGAAUAAUACAAUGCUGAUUUGAAGAAAGAAAGAUAGUGCACAGUUAUGUGACUGAGCCUUAUUCACAUGAAGAAGUUCAUAUUUCUAUUUUUAUUUGAUAAAUACCUUUAAACAUU
This is a messenger RNA of Crotalus tigris (Tiger rattlesnake), 2406 nucleotides long. RefSeq names its product dual specificity tyrosine phosphorylation regulated kinase 2 (gene DYRK2). Gene Ontology annotation, biological process: peptidyl-serine phosphorylation; peptidyl-threonine phosphorylation. Bases 459 to 2285 code for a protein of 608 amino acids. Lineage: Eukaryota; Metazoa; Chordata; Lepidosauria; Squamata; Viperidae. The record is from RefSeq and is a predicted model, not a curated record. Gene Ontology annotation, cellular component: nucleus. Gene Ontology annotation, molecular function: protein serine/threonine kinase activity; protein serine/threonine/tyrosine kinase activity; ATP binding. The transcript has 3 exons.